CCGAAUCACAGUCUCCAUACUGCUCCUCUGUCUACCGGGUCGGUGCAAAAAACGGACCGAGAGUCAGUGUUUCUGUGGCCGGCUGAGAGGCGUGUUUGUCAGGAUUGAGAGCCGGCGCAUCCCCGCCUCUGUCACCCUGCGUGCGGUAACGGGCACUGCCGUUAUACGCCCCCUGGCGAGAUGUCUUCCUCGGACGAGGAGAGCCGGAGUGAACGUUCGUGUGUGAGCGAGCGUUCGAUCCGCAGCGAGAGGUCCGGGGGCUCUCUCUCGCCCUGCGCCCACAGCACAGCCGGGCCCAAAGGGGACACUCUGCCAUGGAACCUAUCCAAACAUGAGAGACGCAAGCGCAAGAGCCAAGACUCAGUGCUGGACCCCGCGGAGAGGGCAGUUGUGCGAGUCGCAGAUGAACGAGACAGGGUGCAGAAGAAAACUUUCACAAAAUGGGUCAAUAAACAUCUCAUAAAGGUGCGGAAGCACAUCACAGACCUGUAUGAGGAUCUAAGGGAUGGGCAUAACCUCAUUUCCCUGCUUGAGGUGCUGUCUGGCGUCACAUUGCACAAGGGCACGUCAACUCUGCGGAGAACGUCUGUGUCACGUGCACCCCCACUCAUCCUGCUGGGUGGGGAGGAUGAGGAGGAUGGAGCUCAGGGACCCAGGGAAAAGGGUCGCAUGCGAUUUCACCGACUCCAGAAUGUGCAGAUCGCCUUAGACUUCCUUAAGCAGAGACAGGUCAAAUUAGUGAAUAUACGCAAUGAUGACAUCACAGAUGGGAACCCAAAGCUGACACUGGGACUGAUCUGGACCAUCAUCCUUCACUUCCAGAUUUCUGAGAUCUAUGUGAGCGGUGAGUCAGGUGACCUUACUGCGAAAGAGAAGCUGCUACUAUGGAGUCAGCAGGCCACAGAGGGCUAUCGUGGUCUCCGUUGUGCCAAUUUCUCCUCCAGCUGGAGCGAUGGACGCUUGUUCAAUGCUCUUCUGCACAGAUACAGGCCGGACCUGAUUGACAUGGAAGUGGUUGCGCAACAGAGUAACCGUGAGAACCUGGAACAGGCCUUUGAGAUUGCAGAGUCGUUAGGGGUAACACGACUUCUAGAUGCUGAAGAUGUUGAUGUGUCGUCGCCAGACGAGAAAUCUGUUAUCACGUAUGUCUCCUCCAUCUACGAUGCUUUCCCCAAGAUCCCAGAGGGUGGAGAAGGCAUUGCAGCUAAUGAGAUUGACCAGCGAUGGACAGAGUACCAAUCUGGCUUCUCUUCUCUGCUGCAGUGGACCAGACAACAUACAGCCCUCAUGACCAACAGGAGCUUCCCCCACAAUCCUGUGGAACUCAAGGCACUUUACAAUGAAUAUGUCCACUUCAAAGAAACAGAGGUCCCUGCAAAGGAGAGAGAGAAGAGCCACAUUGAGCACCUUUACAAGCUUCUGGAGGCGUGGAUAGAGUUCGGGCGCAUUAAGCUGCCUCAAGGGCUACACCCUAAUGAUCUGGAGGAGGAAUGGGGAAAACUGAUCCUGGAGAUGUUGGAGAGAGAGAAAGCACUGAGGCCUGCUGUGGAGAGGUUGGAGUUACUCCUACAGAAGGCCAAUAAGAUCCAGAACAUGGCUCUAGAUUGUGAGGAGAAACUCACGUUGGCGAAGAACACUUUGCAGGCUGACUUGUCUCAGCUAGAGAGUGGGCAGCCGGUGCGGUGUGAGAAUGAAUUGGGGAUGUAUCUGCAGGACUGUGAGGCUUUAGUCAGACAGCUUCACCUUGACCUGCAGGUCCUCAGAGAUGAGAAGUACUACCAAGUGGAGCAGCUGGCUUUCAGGGUGUCAUGUCUGCAGGAGGAGCUGGUCUCUUUGCGCCUGCAGUGUGCCAGUGUGUACAGGAAGGGUCAUUUCUCCACAAGGGGUCUGCUGGGAGAGCACGCAGGUCAGAGGGGUUCUUCAGGCAGUCUGGCUACACUGGGAGCACAGACGUUUCUGGGAGCAGUGGGAGCUGUGGCAUCCCUGCUCAGACGGCCGAUGUCUCGUGCAGACCUGUUAGCCAUGUCUUCCUCUGAGGAUGAAGGCAGUCUGCGCUUCAUCUACGAGCUGCUGGGGUGGGUGGAAGAGACGCAGGACCUGCUGGAGCGAGCUGAAUGGGGUUCUGAUCUGCCCUCUGUAGAACAGCACCUGCAAGACCACCACAUCAUUCACAUGGCAGUGGAAGAUCUUCUGAAUAGCCUCAAAGAGGCUCGAAACUAUGAGUCAAGGGUCUCGCCUAAUUUAAGUAGCAGUUACUCUGAGACUCUAUCCAAGCUGGAGAACCAGUAUUGCAAGCUGCUGGAACAUUCGUCAUGGCGACUGCGUUGCCUAGAGAGCCUUCGAGCUUUUGUGUCCCGCUGCACUGAGGAGCUGAUCUGGCUCAAUGAGAGGGAGGAGGAGGAGCUGGCCUUCGACUGGAGCGACAGCAACACCAACAUGGCUGCCAAAAGAGAGCAAUAUUCUGACAUGAGGUCAGAGCUGGAGGAAAAACAGGAAGUGAUGUACUCUCUCCAGGAGACAGCUGACCACCUGUGUCAGGAGAACCACCCAGCCAAACAAACAGUGGAGGCCUACAGUGCUGCCCUACAGACGCAGUGGCAGUGGAUCAAAGAGCUCUGCAUAUGUGUGGAGCAGCAUCUCAAGGACAACACUGCCUACUUCCAGUUUAUGAGUGAUGCACGGGACUGUGAAAGCUAUCUACGUCAGUUACAAGACACCAUUAAGAGACAGUACACCUGUGAUAAAAACAGCAGACUAAGCAGAUUGGAAGACCUGCUGCAGGACUCCAUGGAGGAGAAAGAACAAUUGAUUGAAUACCGCAGCACAGUGGCCAGCCUUGUAGGCCGAGCCAAGUCUGUAGUCCAGCUCCGUCCACGCAGUGCAGAUAGUAACCUGGGCACCAACACGCCCAUUCGUGCCAUCUGUGACUACCGACAAAUAGAGGCCAACUCUCAGAUCACAAUCAGCAAAGGGGAGGAGUGUGUACUGGAGGAUAACUCUCAGAGGACUAAGUGGAAGGUCAUCAGUCCCACAGGAAAUGAGGCCAUGGUGCCAUCUGUGUGUUUCACCAUUCCUCCCCCUAAUCAGGAAGCCAUCGACACUGCCAGCAGAAUGGAGCAGAUGUACCAGAACAUCAUGUCUCUAUGGCACCAGCUGCAUGUCAACAUGAAGAGCGUGGUCUCCUGGCACUACCUGCAGAAAGACAUACGAAAUAUUUCCUCCUGGAGUCUGGACACAAUGCGCUUGCAGGCUCCAGCAGAGAGGCAGCAGGCUUUAGACAACCUUGACGCCCACUUGUCCGACUUCCUUACGGACAGUCACGAGAGCUCCCUUUUCACGCCAACUGAACGCUGUGAGCUAGAGCGAGAAGCUGAGAACUGCCGGGAACAUUGCCAAGCACUGCAGGUCUCUUUGGAGACAGUGGAGAAGGAUGAGUUGGCCUCUCGUGCUUACCUCUCAGAGCUGCAGAGCAUCAAGUCCCAUCUGGAGGAUGCAGAGAGCAGACUGAUGCGUGGCAUACAGACUCCACACCCCAGCACAAUAUCAGGAGACAAUGCAGUUCACAUAGCAGAGCAAGAGAAACUGCAGCAGGAUCUGAAAGGACUUCAGUCAGAUUUGGGUGAGGUGUCUCGUCGCUGCGUGAGCUUCUUUGAGGAGAAGCCUUCCUCUUCUACUGUGCCUGUCCUACGCUCUGAGCUCAACCUGGCUGUAGAGCACAUAGAGAAACUCAACUCCCUCUCCUCUGUUUAUCUGCAAAAAUUGAAGACGGUUGAUGUGUUGAUGAGAAGCCUGCAGGCUGCAGAAAGUCAGGUGAGAAAGUAUGAGAGUCGACUGAGUGAAGAGGAUAUUGUGCCCGCUGAUACUGCUGCAAUCCAGGCCUUGGGAGAGCAGUUAAAGAAAUGGCAUUCAGAGCUGGAGGAGCAGGAUCACAUAUUCAAAAGUCUGAGUUUAGAGGUCCAGCAGACUAGAAAGGUCAGAAACCAGCUCAACCAACUGCACCCUGACCGCAGCCCUGAACUGGACCGCUAUCAGGAGAAAGCGCAACAGCUCACAGAGAGGUGGAGUGGAGUGAGCAGGCAAAUGGAGACACGGCAAGCGGAUCUGGAGGUGCUGGGUUCAGUGCUGCAGCAGUACAGAGAAGGCCACACCUCUCUUAUCCACUGGAUAGAGGAGACCACCAAAAAACAGGAGAACACGCAACCCGAGCAGACGGACAGCAAAGCUUUGUCAGAACAGCUCGCACAGCAAACAGCCUUGGUGGCUGAGAUAGAACAGAACCAGGUCAACCUGGAUGAAUGUCAGACGUACUCUAAACAGUACUGCGCUGCUGUUAAGGACUAUGAACUCCAACUUAUGACGUUCAGAGCUUUUGUUGAAUCAACCCAGAAGUCCCCUGUGAAAAGGAGGAGGAUGCACUCUUCAUCAGAUGUCAUCACACAGGAGUUUAUGGAUUUACGCACACGCUACACAGCUCUGGUUACCCUGACAACGCAACAUGUCAAGUAUAUUAGUGAUGCACUACGGCGACUAGAGGAGGAAGAGAAAGAGGUGGAAGAAGAGAGGCAGGCACGAGUGGGGCAGGUCUCAGAGCUGCUCGGCUGGGUCAAUGGCCUACAGGAGCGCACUGGCAGAUCUGCCGAGCCAUCACUUGCUGCACAGCAGGCUAUUAGUGAGCAGUUAGCAGCUAAAAAAGAGGAAGUUGCUGAAGCUAUCAGGAGCACCCAAGUUUUCCUGAUGUCAAAACAGGCCAGCAAGCUGUCUCCUGAUGAGCGUGCACAGGUGGUCUCCCAGCUGGAUGAGCUGACGGCCACCUACACUCAACUGUGUGACAGUUCUAACGCACAGUUGCAACAACUUGAGGAGCAGCUGGCCAAAGAGGAGAAGCACAAGGGCCAAGAAGUCAUCGCUGGAGUAAUUGACCUUGGCACCAUGGAAACCUUUCCAGUUUUCCAGGCAGCUCAGCGUGGCCUCAUAGACCAAGACACCUGUCAUGUACUGUUGGAGGCACAGGUCAUCAUGGGUGGUCUAUUCCAGUAUGACUCCCCUGAUAAACUGUCAUUAGAUAAGGGUCUUUCCAGUGGUUUGAUUGAUAAACAAACUUACCAAUCACUGGAAGAGUUAGAGACUGCCCUUGGUCUUGUCAACACAGUAAAAUUUGCAGAGGGUCAGGAAUUACCAGUCGCCACUGCUAUGAAAGAAGGUGUCAUAAAGGAGCUGAUGGGACUACGUAUACUUGAGUUGCAGAUAAGCACUGGCAGCCUGAAGUUUGGUUCCAGUGGAGAAAUGGUCAGCCUGGAUAAUGCAAGGGAGAAGGGAUUGUUAUCCCCUGAUCUUUGUCAAAAGCUGCAAUCCUGUCUUCACCGGCGAGAACUUAUUGAUCCAAAUACAGCAGAAAAACUAAGUCUGGUUGAAUUUCAACAGCGUUGUGUUGUCAAUCAAGAGACGGGUCUGCGCUUCUUUCCGGUUAAACAGAAGCCAGGAGGAACUGUCUGCUUAUGCUCUGGCAGAAAGGUGGGAAUAUUCUGUGCUGUUCAAGAGGGGCUUAUCGACCGGCAUGUCACAGUUCGACUUCUGGAGGCUCAGUUGUUUGCUGGAGGUAUCACAGACCCCCGCUCAGGACACAGAUUGACUGUUAAUGAGGCUGUCCGGCAUGGCCUAAUGGAUCAGGACUUGGCCUGCACCCUCAUGACACGACAGCUACAAGCAGGGGGAAUAAUAGAUCCAGUCAGUGGGGAGCGUCUAGAGUUGGAUGAGGCCAUAAAAAGAGACCUUCUCUCUCCUCGCAUAGCCUUACAUGUACUUCAAUCUCUCCAGUCUUUCAUGGCAAUAAUGUGGCCAGAAUCAGGGGAGUUGCUUCAUGUAAGUGAGGCACUUCAGCAGGGUGUCGUCAAUAGAGAGCUUGCUGCAAAAGCCCUGAGAAAACGUCAUUCUGUUGGUGCAGUAUAUCUGCCUGAGAGUGGACAGGUGGUCCCUCUGCAUCAAGCUGAUAAGAUACUUAAGCCUCAGGCAGUGGAGAUCCUAAAACAGAUCCAGGUUCCAGAUGUCCUUCCCAAUGUGACUCAGUCAAGUUCCUCAUAUAUGAAGCGAUUGAGUUCUGGAUCUGCCUAUUCUUCAUCACCCCCUGCCUCACAUGCAGAUGUCAAUUAUGACUUUUCCAUCAUGGAGGAAGGUAGGUCAGAAGAACAGGUUCAAUACCACCUUCUCACUCAAGUGAUGACACACAGCUACAUUGAUGCUCACUCAGGAGAACGUCUAGUCCUACUAGAACCUGAACUGGUAGAACUAAUAUGUGAAAAUGUUAAAACCACAAAUCUUGUCAGACCAGUCCAACACAAAAUCUGUGAUAACAUUAGAGUUACAAUGGACAGUGAAGCUAUUAGUGGGAUUGAAGAGGAAGAACAUGAAGAACCCAAAAUUAUACAAUAUGAAAUUGCCUGCAAAGACUCUUAUUUGGAAGAGACUAUAGAAAUGUCAGGGGAAGAUCUUGCACCCUUGAUGGUCACCAACAAAACCUUUAAAGAGCCUUUGCAUAAAGUAGUUUUGCAAGAGAAAGUUCUGUCAUCAGAAGAGUAUGAACAACCCAAGAUAAAAGGUAAAAUUGUCUGCAAGAUCACUGAUAUAGGAGAGACAGUAGAAAGAACAGAAGAUCUUGCACCAUUGACAGAAACAAACAUAGCUUUUAAAGAGCUUUCAAAUGAUGAGAUUCAAGAAGUUUUGUCAUCAAGAGACUAUGUAGAACCCAAGGUUAAAAAAGGUGACAUUGACAGGAAGAACACUGACAUGGGUAAGACUAUAGAAGGAGCAUUGGAAUAUGUUGCAUGCUUGACAGGCACAGACAGAACUUUUAUAGAGCCUUCACAUGCAGAGGUUUGGCAUGAGAACUUUCUAUCAUCAAGAGAAUGUGAAGAACCCAAGAUUAAGAAAGAUGAAAUUGAGAGCAAUAAUACUGUUGUGGGUGAAUCUAUCGAACUGGCAGAGAAAGAUCUUCCACACUUGGUGAGUAAAGACAGACCCUUUAUAGUGCCUUCACAUAAAGAGGACUGGCAAGAGAAAGUUUUGUCACCAGGAGGACAUGAAAAACCCAAGGUUUUAAAAGGUAAAAUUGCCUGGACAAACACUGAUAUAAGUGAGACAGUAGAAAGUGUAGAGGAAGAUAUUGCACCCUUGGCAGGCACAUCCAGAGCUUUUAUAGUGCCUUUACAUAAAGAGAACUUACAAGAGAAAGUUCUAUCGACAGGACAAUAUAAAGAACCCAAGAGUAAAAAAGAUGAAAUUGCCAGCAAGAAGACUUACAUAGGUGAGACACAAGAUCUUGCAGCUUUAAAAGGCUCAGAAAUAACCUUUAUAGAGCCUACACAUGAAGUUGUUUGGCAAGAGAAAGUUCUGUCAUCAGGAGAAUAUGAAGAACCCAUUAUUAUGAAAGGUAAAAUUGCCUGGAGGAACACUGGUAUGGGUGAGAUGAUAGAAAAAGCGGAGAAAGAUUGUGCACCCUUGACAGACGCAGACAGAGCUUUUAUAGAGCCUUUAAAUAAAGAGAAUUUACAAGAGGAAGUUCUUUCAUCAGGACAAUAUAAAGAACCCAAUAUUAAAAAAGAUGAAACUGUCAGCAAGAAGACUAACAUAGGUGAGACACUAGAAAGACCAGAGGAUGUUGCAGCUUUAACAAGCUCAGAAAUGAACUUUAUAAAGCCGACACAUGAAUUUGUUUGGCAAGAGGGAGUUCUGUCAUCAGGAGAAUAUGAAGAACCCAUGAUUAUGAAAGGUAAAAUUGCCUGGAAGGACACUGGUAUGGGUGAGAUGAUAGAAAGAGCAGAGAGGGAUCUUGCACCCUUAACAGGCACAGAAGGAACUUUUAUGGAGCCUUCACAUGCGGUUUUGCAAGAGAAAGUUCUGUCAUCAGGAGAAUGUGAUGAAUCUGCAAUUUUAAAAGGUAAAAUUGCCUGGAGGUAUGCUGAUGUGAGAGAGACAAUAGAUAGAGCAGAAGGAGAUCUUGCACCCUUGACAGGCACAGAAGGAACUUUAAUGGAGCCUUCACAUGAGGUUUGGCAAGAGAAACAUUUGUCAGGAGAAUGUGAUGAACAUAAGAUUAAAAAAGAUGAAAUUGACAGGAAGAACACCGAAAUGGGUGAGACUAUAGAAAGAGCAGAGGAAGAGAUUCCACUCUUGACAGCCACAGUAAGAGCCUUUAUAGAGCCUUCCCAAGAAGAUUACUGGCAAAAGAAUGUUCUGUCAUCAGGACUAUAUGAAGAGCCCAAGAUUAAAGUAAAUAAAAUUGCCAACAUGAAGACUGAUCUGGGUGAGACUAUAGAAAAGACAGAGGAGCAUCUUGCACCCUUGACACUGAAAGACCUAAACUUAACAGUGCCUUUUCACACAAGCUCAACUCUACCGAAGACUAUAUCAGAUAAUGGGGCACCCUCUCAGAAUCAAAUUAUAGAUUCAACAUUAAAUGAGUCUAAAAAUAAGCAAACAUUUGUCCUGGAACAAGCAGAUAGUAGUGGGGUAUUUCUAGAGAUAACGGAACAAAAAAUGUGUGACAUGAGUGAAAGCAGUGCACAUACUUCACUACAAGAUACUGUAAACGUCAGACAGUAUGAUCAGCUGAAUGUCAAACCAGAUGAAGCCAAGACUGCAAAACAGCCAGAGGAACUAAAGGAAAUGGUUGAACAUGAGGAAAAUAAAAGAAUCUUUUAUCAGCCUGGUAAAGAUGAGAAAUUAUACCCUUCAGAAAGGAAGACUUUGUCAGUGGAACUAAGUGAUGAUGAUGUGAAGCUUGGGAGUAUGGCAAUGGAACUGCAACAAGGGGGUCUUGUAACUGUAGGUGGCCAGAAAGUUCUCUUGGAUGAUGCUCUGGCACAGGGUUUGCUUCCAGGGCACACUGCUAUUAAGCUUAUGGAAAAAGCUGGUCUCUUUGGUGGUUUUCUGGAUAUUAAAGCCUGUAAGUCACUUAGUGUUGAAGAUGUGAUGCAAGAAGGCCUGUUGGAUGAGGACUUGAUGGCCCGUGUUCUUCAUUCAGAAAAUAUAUUAGCCGGUGUGAUUGAUGUGGAGCAUGGUCGGCUUUGCUCAGUAAAGGAAGCUGCUGAGGCAGGCCUGUUGGACUCUGAUACGGCUGUUCGACUUCUUGAAGCCCAGGUUGUGUCAGGGGGAAUAGUUGACCUACUAAGAGACAAGAAGGUAUCAGUUACCCUUGCAGCCAACCUUGGGUUGAUUGAAGAAGGUAGGAAAGAGAAGAUUCUUUCACUGGAAAAGUCAUGCAGAAGAAAAUGUUCAGAUCAAAAUGCAGUGCAAACCAAGUUUGCACUACAGUUACAAAUGAAAGGAGUGAUGGACCCAAAAACCGAAAAGCCUGUCCCACUGGAACAAGCCCUUCAAACUGGCUUAAUUGGACAGGAUGAGGCUCAGAUGAUUCUAUGCCAGCAGGUUGCAGAAGGUGGUAUUGUGCAUCAUGGCUCUGGUGUUCGCCUUACUGUUGUGGAUGCACUACACCUGGGUCUCAUAAAUCACACAGUCGCUCCAAAGUUGAUGGAACUGGAAAAGGCUUUCAAAGGCCAAGAGCCAUGUAGUUUGGAUCAAGACACUUCAUUUCUUCAGGCCUCUACAGGUUCUAUUUAUGAUGAUGCAUCAAAAAGCAGGAUUACUCUGAGCGAGGCUGUUUCUAAAGGCCUUCUAGAUGAUGAAACGGCAAAUAAAGCUAUGGCCUCACCCAAUGUGAAGAGCGGAUUGUUGGACCCUCAUAAAGCUUGUGUUGUGUCCUACUCUGAGCUGAUAAACCAGGGUAAAAUUGACAUUGAGACAGGACAGAGAUUCCUUGAAGUGAGACCUUUCAGGGGUGUUCCACAUAAACAAACUGAUGAAAUGAUGACCAUACCACAGGCAAUUAAGGCAGGCCAAGUAGAUCCCAUACCAGCAGUGAGAGUAUUGCAGAGUCAAGCAGAUACAGGGGGUAUCAUUAACAUUUAUAGUGGAGAGCGGUUGCUUCUUCCAGAGGCUAUAAAUAAAGGCUUAGUUGAUAAAGACAUGGCUAAAUGUAUUGCUACAAAUCAACUCUUGAAAGGGGGGUUGCUCAGUCCAGCCAGUGGGCAGAGGGUCUCCAGCAUUACUGAGGCAGUUGAAUAUGGGCUUAUUUCUACAGAAAUGGCUGCAGAACUUCAACACAGCAUGGGCCUUGUAGAUGAAGAUGAGAGGAAAAGUUCCAAAAUACCAGCUUCUUUAACGAAAGGACCAUCUAGUUCUUUUUUUCCUGAGAUGAUAUCAGAGCGGGUCAGUCCUAAUAAAAUGUCACUUGAGAAAAGUCUAUUGAGUAUACCAUCCCCACCAUCAUCAUAUCUUACAGAGGCUGAAAUAAAAGAUGCAGAUCCUCUGAAAAAAGAGGAGCUUGAAUCUUUUGACGUCCGUCCUGAUUUGCAAAGUAAGGAACAAUUGGUUGAUGCAGUGAUGCAGGACAGCAAUGAUACAUCAUUGGAGGUUCUGACAGAAUUUACCUUGAAAGCAGAAAAGAGACUUCAGCAGGCCAUUAAAGAGAUAAAGCCCACAGAAAGCGAAUAUAUAAAAUCACAGCCAAUUCAAAGCCCUGAGCAACCUGAAGAGAUUACUGAUAUCAAAUCGCAAAAGGUGGAAGUUAAGAACUCAACAGCUUUACUUGACAACACCACAGAGUUGGAAAUCCAGAGGCAGACAGUAAAUAAAUCUGCAGUUUCUACUGCCAUAUUAUUAGAAAGCAGUGAUAACAGCAAGGAACAAGUCCCAUUUACAGAGCAAACAAAAGGAGAGAGAAAGAUCCAAAGGCAGAGAGUAAGUGAACCUGCAAUCAAUUUAUCAAACACUGAUGAUGGCUUGCAAAACAAGGAACAAACCGCAUCUAUAGAGCAAAUAGAAGGGCAUAGUUUCAAGCUAGAAGCAGAUCAGUCAGUGUCAAAACAAGAGAAAAUCAAGGACAGCCAGGAGACUGGAUUGGAUCCUUAUGCUUCUACACCCACAAGGCCAGUUAAGGCAUCAGGAAAAAAGAAAGGCAGAGGGAAAAAUGUUAAGCAAGCUAAAAUGGAAAGUGAUGUAAAGCCACAAGUUUCAGACACCUUAGCCAGGAUUUCACCUAUAGAAAAAGCAGAAGAUGAUGGACAAGGUGGCUUUACCACUAGUCAAAAGCCUAUUAUGAAAGACGAUGAAGAGAAGGUGAUUGAAGUACAGCUAUCAGAGACAUCCCAUGCAAGUGGUAUCCUUACACCUGUGACAGGGAGUGAUGAGACUGUGCAAGGCAAAUAUUUGGAAAUAGGUGUGGAUAGAACUCCUAAUGAAACUGAAACCUCCAACCGUGAGUCUGAUCAUGAAAGCAAUGCAAGACAGAAAGAGAAGACUCUAACACAGCACAGUGUUACAACUUGCAUGGCAAAAACUGACCAGCGUCAGGAGGCUAUUGACGUCUCUAAGGACCUUGCCACUGAUAUAUCAGAAAAGAAGAGAAAGAAGAAAAGCAAAAGUAAAAAAGUUAAGCAAGUGUGUAUUGUUGAAGCAGCAGGAGUAGAGAAAAGAGAUGAUGAGACUGAGAAAGAGCAUAAGACUGUGAUCCAUGAGGUCGAACUUCAAAUCAGUCAAUCAGGUGAGAAAGAAAGUAUGAAGCAACUUGAGAAAGCCAAUCAGGCAAUGGCACAGAAGGAAAAACUUUUGAUGAAAGCUAAGGAAAGCAUUCUUAGGAAGGUGUUUGAGCGAGGAGUGAGUGAAAAACAAGCUGCUGAAGAAUUAGAAGCGAUGCGUCAAGUAGCUAGUAAUGGAGAAUACCGCAUUACCACCCAAGAGGAAACUAUUGUAGAGAAGACGAGCUGUAAGCCUCCUCAAAGUAAGAAGGACAAUAAACUACACCAGACGGGGCAAGAAAUGAACGAAAGGUCAGUGCCAAACAUUGCAGAGAAUCUUCUACCUGGGUCUGAUAGUGAUCCAUGCUCCUCAGCUAAAGCACAGCUUCAAAAACAGGAAGAAGAUCAGCAUGACAAGCAUACAAACACGGGAUUAAGUGGAGAUGAUAUGAAUCAGAAUAUUCCAUCUAUGAAAACCUCUGAUGACAUUGUGAACAUAAACCAGAAAAAACUGGUUCUAAUCCAGAAUUUAGAAGGAGAAACCAAAGAAAGAACAGCAGAAAAACAAAGCAUUGAGCCAUUAUAUACAGAUGAAAUGUUGAUAGACCCUAUGAGUGAAUUGACCUUGCCAUCAAGCACUGCAGUGACUGACAGCCAUGAAAUUGCUAAAUCAAUACCCCUCAAAUGUGUCUUUGACAUCCCAGCAGUGAAGGACUCCAAAGCACUUCUAUUAAGUGAGGUGUGUAUUCCUUUACAAAAUACCAAAACAGCAGUGAAAAAGGUAAGCAGUGAAGUUCAUCAAGAAAGAAUCGAGGAGCCCCCUUUCAGUGAUUAUGAAGGCACAGAUGAACCUUCUAUCCAACAAUGUAAAGUUUCUGGUCUACCCCAUAUGGAGGUGAUCCCAGAGUCUGAUACCAAACAGAAAGAAGAGGUGGAAGAAUAUGCAGAGGCUUUAGUGGAACCGCAGCCUGGAGAAGUUCAAAUGAAUAUUGAACAAAUAAGAAAAGACACCACAAAAGCUAGCAAGUCCUCACUGGCUCGCCAAGAGUGCUUAGAACAUGACCAACAGAUUGUGGCUUUGCUUUCUAUGGUGAGACACAUUGAGGUCCGCCUAAAGCAGCAGCAGCAACAGUCCGUUGGUCGAGGUCUCUCCACAAUCGAUGACAUAAUCAAACAGAUAGAGAUGCUUUUUCUGGAAAUUAGUGACCUGGAACCAGAAGUGCGCCAGGAGACUGAAGCAGCUACACAGCUGCUGGAGUCUUACCCUCAGAAUGUUCCACCUCAGCUGCUUAAGGCCCUGGAAAAAGAUGGGCGAAGCUUAGCUCGGGCUUACAGUGCAGCCAGAGACCUUGCCCAGAAUACUUUGCAGGGGUUACGAGCACAACGUGAUGCACAAAACGAAGCUGUAAGCAGUCAGCUGAAAGCUUUACAAGAGCAAGUUGAUAAACUUCUUAUCUGGCUUAAGGAGACUGAGACACAAAUGCAGGAAGAAAUAGGGGUACAUGGACAGACGGUGGCCGAGAUCACUCAAAAGCAACAGUUGUGCAAAAUGUUACAGAACUCUCUUGCUGCCCGAUCCAAUGAAGUCAGCAAUGUGGCGUUCAAUAUUCAGGUGUUUAUCUCUGAACAUGCUCAGGACCUGUUGCCUGAUCAGAGCAGGCGUCUCCUUGGACAACUGGAGCAGCUACAGAGGGUCUUUCACCAGGCUGUUGGUCUCAAUCAUGCCAGGGCAGAGGCACUAUCAGCCCAGCAGGCGAGAGAGAACCAACAAAUUAGGAAAGAACAGAAAGAAAAAGAAGAGAGAAUGGAAAAAGAGAGACAAACUACAAGGGACAGAGAGGUUGUGCAGCAGCAGAAGGCAGAAUGCUGUCAAAAACUGGAGAAUCUCACAAUGUGGUUGGCUGGUGCUGCCAGCCUCUUGGCCAAUCAGAGAGUUGGAACCGAGUCAGAUGAUGUGAACGAGUUACAGCAGAAGCAAAGAGAGCUUAAGGAGGUGGAGAAGGACCUUCAGACCAAAAGUGACUUGUUGACUGAGACUAUCCACUCAGUGGAGGAGUUGCUGUCUGAGCAGGGUGACAGUUUGAGUCCUGAAGAGAGGGCCAAACUACAGGGGACUCUUUCACAAAUGAAAGAGCAGCACGGCUCACUUACAAACUCAGUCCGCUCUUCACUAAGUAAAGUAGACACUGCCAUUGUCACAACACUGCAACAGAACACACAAAGAGCUAAAGCAGAGGAGCAGAUGCAGGAGACACAGGAAAAAAUAGACACACUUCUCAGAGAAUUGUCAUCACUGGAUGACUCAAAGAGGAGGUCACUUGGCAACACUGUCACUGACACCCCAUCAUCUGUACCACCGGAGAAUGCUAUAAAUUCCCACAGUGACAUGCUUCAGACUGAGCUGCAGCAGUUACAAGCUCAACAGGCUCACCUUCAGCAGGUGGCCCAGUCUGUCCACUCUCUCCUGGAACAGCCCGACUCCAGUGUGCCACCAGAGGAGAAACAGCGCUUACGGGCAAAACUAGAACAAUUACAGAAUCAGCAUCAGGAGCGCCUUCAGAACUGUCAGGACAGGCUAAGGCGGGCAGAGGCCCUCGGAGAUGAGUUUGCCAAGUUUGUGCAGGAGCAUGGGAACCUAGGGACAUGGCUGGAUCAGAGUGAACAAGAGCUACGUUCACUCGGUGAAGGGGAAACUGAUGCAAAGGGCCUAAAAGAUAGGAUUGAGGAGCACAAAAAGCUUGCAGAUGAUGUCAUCUGUCACAAAGCGGAUCUGCGCUUUGUGACAAUCUCUGGGCAGAAGGUUCUGGAUUCUAUCCAGGGGGCCUUGGAGAAGGUGGGCAGUACGGAUCCAGCUCUGGAGGAAACCAGACACCUAGUGAGUGGCAAGCUCCAAGAUGCCACUAAGCGCUACGGUUCAUUACACAGCAAGUCCUCAGAGCUUGGCACCCAUCUCUCAGGUCUCCUGGAGCGAUACCAACACUACCAGGAUGAGGCUGGUUCUUUAGUCUCCUGGCUGAGCACUCAGGAGCAAAAUCAGAGUGUAUUUAAAGCCAGCGGAGAGCAAACGGACACUCAGACAUUGCAGCAUACGCUCAGUACUGUACAGCUGUUGCAGGAUGAGUUGGCAGAGCGUUCGGUACAGCUUGAGAAGGUCAAGAGGACAGGAAAAGAGCUGGUCAGCACUCAGGAGUCCCCAGCUCUCAAAAAUGCAGAUAUUAACAAUCUUACAGAUACUCUGGAGAAGCGCUUUGAAAUCCUGUCUAAUUCAGUGUCAGUGAGAGCCGAACAGCUUCAAACAGCUGUUGCCCAAUCAGUCAGCGUUCAGGAGGGGCUUAAAGCACUGCUGGCAUGGUUAGAUGGACUACCUUUAUCACCUGGCGCAGUCCAGGCCACCGCUCAAGCAGUUCAGGAUGCCCUGACACAAAAUCAGAAAAUACGUCAGGAGCUGCUUUCAAGGCAGGGCAGCAUGGAUGCAACUUUGGACUCUGUGUCCAAGCUUCUGAAGUCUGCAGAUGCAUCGACAGCGUCUGGCCUGCAGGGGGCACUACAGGACCUGAGUCAGCGCUACACAGCGGCCCAGGCCAAACAGGCUGAAAGAGAGACUGAGUUGCGAGGACUUUUGCCCAAGUUGGAGAGCUUUGAGCGCCAGAGUGCAGAUCUCCACAGCUUUACGCAGAGUCGAGAAAGGGCUCUCAGCCCAGUAGGCCAACCUGACUGCAGUGUGGAUGACUACAGACAGACCAUAGAGGAGGUGAGAUCAGAAAUUACCCAAGAGUCGAGUCAAUUAAAGUCAUUUGUCGAGCUCGGUUCAGACCUAAGCCAGUCUGGGAUCCUUGCCAAUGUACAAAGCCUUCUGGACACAACCAAAGAGGUUUCUGAGGACUUUGCACGCUUGGAAUCCAAUGUCAAUGAGAGAUUUGAUUCCAUCCAGAGCUGCGUCCAGCAACUGGCGGAGUUCCGCUCUCACUCUGGCUCGCUCCUCAGGUGGCUGCAGACAGUACAAGAACAACUUCCUGCCAAAGAGCCCAAUCUAAGCACAGAAAGCCUGCAGAGAAGAGCACAGCAGCUUAAAGAUCUACUCACAGAAUGGGAGACCCAAGGAAGCCAAGUUCAGGAGUUGAACAAGACCAGUUCACAACUGGAGAACUUGAUUAUUAACAUCACAUCCCCCAAGAACAAGGCUGACUUGACUGAGAUCCAGGUGGCAGUGGCAGAUGUGAACUGCAAGUAUGAGCAGCUGGGCAGUGACCUGAGGGAAAGGAAGGGUAGGCAAGAGGCCUCUCUUGACCUGCGACAGAAGGCCAGGCAGGGCACUGAGGCACUCAUCCAGUGGCUGAGCCUCCGUGAGCAGAGCCUGGCACAAGGGCAGACUGCCUCACCUUCUCGGCCAGAGGUGGUGCGUGCUCAAGCCCAAGAGACUAAGGUUUUGCUUUCUGAACUUGCCGAGCAUUCUGGGAAAAUGGAGGAUCUGAAGAACAUUCUCAAGCAGCUAAUAACAGAUAAUCCAGACUCUCCUGAAGCUGAGACAUGGAAACGUCAGCUUGAAGACAUAGACUCACGGUGGACGAAGGCCAAUCAGACUGCAGCUCAGAAGCAGACUAAAUUGGAGGUGUGUGCUGAUAGGCUUGGUAGUUUUGCUGCAGCAGCCAGUCAGCUAGGACCAUGGCUACGAGAGAAAGAGCUGAUGAUGAGUGUAUUAGGUCCACUGAGUAUCGACCCCAACAUGCUCAACACACAGAAACAGCAAGUGCAGUUCAUGCUACGUGAGUUUGAGACACGGCAACCCCAGUUUGAUCAGCUGACUCGGGCGGCAGAGGGAAUCCUCUCCCCGUCUGGAGACGAGGGUUCUAGAGAUGGACAGGACCUAGAGGAGGUGAGGCAGGAGCUGGCAGACGUUUCACAGCAGUGGGAAGACCUCACCGUUCGUCUCACCGGCCGCUCACAGCAGAUCGACCAGGCGCAGGGAACCAGCGAGUGCUACUUGGCCCUGCUCAGGGAGCUGUCUCAGAGCGUGGCCGAUCUAGGUGAGAGGCUGGAUGCGCAGGCCUCUCUAAGCGCUCAGCCUGAAGCCCUGCGCCGUAGGCUUCAGGAAACUGGGGAGAUCCGUGCUGUGCUGGAACAGAGACGAGGUCAACUUGCCCAGGCUGAGCAGCUGUGUUUGGAGCUCAGCACAAUUGUGGCCGAACCAUAUCUCCGAGAUGAGUUACACAAGAGAUUGGAGAGUGUGAGCGGGCCCCUCAAAAACCUAGAAGAACGGGCUGCUGAUGGCUUGUCCCAGCUGCAGGCUGCCCUGUCCAGCACUCAGCAGUUCCAGCAGAUGUUUGACGAGCUUCGUGGCUGGUUGGGCGGGCAGGCUGGGAAUCACACUGCUGGGGUUUCUGAAGGCCUUCCUUGCCAACCUGAUGCUCUAAAGACCCUUUUGGCCCAACAAGAGGAUCUCCAGCGAGCCAUAGCACAACAACGUGGAUCCUAUGAGCUCAUCCAGGCCGAGGGGACAUCUUUGCUAGCAUCCCUCCCUGCUGGAGAUGAGCGAUUAGCCCUACAGACUCGACUAAACACCUUAAGGCAAGACUGGGAGGGCAUGAACCAACAAACCUCUAAUAAACAUAGUCGAAUAAAAGAGACACUGUCCCGUGCUGAGCUGUACCAACAACAUCGCAAUGAGCUUGUACCUUGGGUUGCAGAAUGUGAGGAAAGGGAGGCAGAGAUCCACCCAUCACUGGACCCCUCCACCUUAGACGAGGCUUUGCAAAAGGCUAGACUGUUGAGCCUAGACUUGGAUCGUCGUCGCCGCCUCUUAGAUUCUCUGAACACGGCAGCAGAUCAGCUGCUGGAGCAGAGCUGUACUGGUGAAGAGGAAGUGAUGGAUGAAAAAGCCCAGCUGAAUCGCAGGAUAGAUGGUCUCUCUGAGCGACUACAGGGACGCACGGCUCAGAUAGAAGAGUUGGGAAGCAGACUGAAGGAGUUUGAAGAUGGGAGACUGGCUGUGGAGAGAAGACUCGAGGCAGCCAGACAUCAGAUCGAGGUUCAGGAGGCGCUUGGGCCGCAAGCUUGUAGCAACAAAAGCCUGGAGCGUCUUCGUAGCCAACAAGAACUGUUAAACUCUAUACAGCCACAGGUAGUAUACCUGCAAAAUCUGGCUCUGGGGCUACUCCAGGAUGCGCCCGAGAUCUCCAGGGCCGGCGAAGAUGGUGGCCAGAGGCUGUUGCAGCAAGCUCGUGAUGCGGAAAAAGAGUUUGAAGAAGUUACUGAGAAGACAGAGCAAUGCUGCUUAUCCUUGGAGUCCCGGUUGCAAGGUGUGGGAGAGGUCCAGUCACAUGUUCGAGAUGUUUUCUCCCGCCUGGCUGAUUUGGACGAUGAGUUGGACAGCCUUAGCCCUGUGGGACGGGAUACUGACUCCUUGGCCUCACAGGCUGAUGCUGUCAGGGGCUUCCUGAGUCGACUCAGUGGCCUCCGUGCCGAGCUAGAGAGUCAUGGUGGAGAAUGCACGACUAUGCUGCGUAGAGAGGGAAGCUCUCCUGAUCUUCUGGCCCUCAGGCGAGAGACUGAAGCACUAAGCAGACAGGCAGGCAAGCUGGCAGAGCGGGGCCAGAACCGUCUGGCACUCAUAGAAGCCGCAGAAGAGCGAAUGAAGGAGUUCUACGCCCGUCUAGCUGACCUACAAGGGUUGCUGGGACGGGCAGAGGAGGUGCUGGACACACAGGCCAUCGUGGGGACAGAAGUGGAGGUCAUCAAACAGCAACUUCAGGAAUUCAAGGCCGUAGAAAGGGAGCAGAUAGACAGCAUUCAGCCUAAACUGCAACAUGUCAACGCUGUGGGUCAAGGUCUUAUCCAGAGUGCAGCCAAACACACUGACACUCAGAGCCUGGAACAUGACUUGGAGACCACCAACCUGCGCUGGAACUCCCUUAACAAGAGGGUUGCUGAAAGAAUCGCACAGCUGCAGGAGGCCCUGUUGCAUUGUGGGAAGUUCCAAGAUGCUCUGGAGCCACUCUUGAGCUGGCUUAGUGACACAGAGGAGCUCAUAGCCAAUCAGAAACCUCCGUCUGCUGAGUACCGUGUGGUCAAAGCACAAAUUCAGGAGCAAAAGCUGCUGCAACGGUUACUGGAUGACCGCCUUGGGACAGUAGAAAUGAUCAGGGCAGAAGGAGAGCGAAUCGCUGCUACGGCCGAGACACAAGACAGAGACAAAAUCCAGAAACAACUUAAGAGCCUAGGAGAGAGAUGGACAAAUCUGCUGGAAAAGGCCAGUGCCAGGCAGCGGCAGCUAGAGGAGCUGCAGGUGUUAGCGCUGCAGUUCCACGAGGCAGUGGAGCCACUUGGUGAGUGGUUGAGCACAUCAGAGAGACGUCUGAGCUCCGCUGAGCCAAUGGGAACCCAGACCUCCAAAAUCACACAGCAGAUUGUAAGGCACAAGGCUCUCCAAGAGGAGGUAUCCUCUCGGGAGAAUGAUGUAGACCAUCUUGAGACUCUCAGUCAAUCACUGCACCCACUCAGCUGUGCGGCUGACCGUGAUUGGCUGGGUGAACGUGUGGCGGCAGUGCGCAACGGGCACACGGAGCUGCAUGAUUGGUGCAAUCGGAGAGAGGCCAUGCUGGAGCAGGCCCUGGCCAAUGCACAGCUAUUUGGAGAAGAAGAGGUGGAAGUCCUUAACUGGCUAGCUGAGGUGGCGCAGAGACUGGCUGAGGUCUCAGUGCAGAGUUAUCAGCCGGAGCUACUAGAGCAGCAACACAAACACACACUGGCUCUUAAUGAAGAGAUUAUCAGCAGGAAGAAGACAGUGGACCAAGCCAUUAAGAAUGGACAGGCUCUGCUUAAACAAACUACUGGUGAGGAGGUCCUGUUGAUUCAAGAGAAGCUAGAUGACAUCAAAAGCCGGUACGCAGAGAUGACAGCAGGCAGCAGCAAGGCCCUCCGUACUCUCGAACAGGCCCUUCAGUUGGCCACGCGAUUUGCUAGCUCGCAUGAUGACAUCAGCCAAUGGUUGGAUAGCGUGGAGGCGGAGCUUAACAACAUUGAGCCAGACACAGCACCAGCCUAUCAGGACAGACAGAGGGAGCUGAAGUGCGUGUCUGCUGAGAAGAGGUUAGUUCUGGACACAGUGAAUGAGGUGGGCAGUGCUUUACUGGAUCUGGUGCCCUGGCGUGCACGGGAAGGCCUGGACCGCCUGGUCGCCGAUGCCAAUCAGCGCUACCGCCAAGCGGAUGAGACCAUCACACAGAGAGUGCAGUUAGUGCAGGCUGCCAUCCAAAGGUCACAGCAGUAUGAGGAGGCAGUUGAUGCAGAGCUGACCUGGGUCGGAGAGACCGAGAGGAAGUUGGCGUCUCUGGGGCCUCUGAGUCUGGAGCCUGAUGUGACUGUGGCACAGCUCCAGGUGCAGAGAGCCUUUAACAUCGACAUCAUCCGUCACAAAGAUACUGUGGACCAACUCCUUAAGACACGAGAGGACAUCCUGGAGAGCUGUAGUGAACCGCAGAGAGAGGCUCUGAAGGUGAAGACAGACUCUUUAAGUGCUCGUUAUGAAGCAGUAAAUCAGAGUCAUGCUGAGCGCUUCUCAGCUCUAGAGCAGGCUCAGGUCCUGGUAGCACGGUUCUGGGAGACGUGUGAGGAACUUGAACCCUGGCUGGGUGAGACCGAGACUCUGAUUACCCAGCAAGCCCCUCCUGCCAUUGACACAGAAGCGCUCAGACAACAGCAAGACCAGAUGAGGCUUUUGAGAGAGUCCAUCGCUGAGCACAAGCCUCACAUAGAUAAACUGCUAAAGAUCGGUCCACAGCUGGCAGAACUCAGUGCCCAGGAAGGGGCAACAUUGAGACAACGUUAUAAUGAAGCAGAGAGACGUUACCUCAGCAUCAAAGAGGAGGUCAAAGGUCGAGCCACAGCACUGGAUGAAGCAGUGUCACAGUCUGUCCAGCUGGUAGAGUUCCACGAUAAGAUGGACCCUCUUCUGGAGACUCUGGAAGGUGCAGUUCAACGCUUGCGGCAGCCACCUCCAGUGGCGGCUGAGGUGGAAAAGAUCCGGGAGCAACUUGCGGAGCACCGGGCUACAGGACUAGAGCUGGACAAACUCCUUCCAUCUUUCAGCGCCCUGUGUGCCCGAGGAGAAGAGCUCAUCAGUCGCGCCCCACACGACGAUCCUGCCGCCCAGGCGGUGCGUUCGCGACUCUUACGGCUGCGUUCUCUGUGGGAUGAGAUCAGGCAGAGGGCAGAGGAAAGAGAAGGAAAGCUUCAGGAUGUUUUAGAUCUCGCCGGAAAGUUCUGGGCCGACAUGGCCGCUCUGCUAAGCACACUUCGUGACUCUCAGGAUAUUGUGAAAGAUCUGGAGGACCCAGGGGUGGAUCCUUCACUUAUAAAACAACAAAUAGAGGCAGCCGAGGCCAUUAAGCAAGAGACAGAUGGGCUGAGGGAAGAACUGGAGAUCGUACGAACACUUGGAGCUGACCUCAUCUUUGCCUGCGGAGAGACUGAGAAACCAGAGGUCAAGAAGACCAUCGAUGAGAUGAAUGCAGCCUGGGAAGGCUUGAACCGCACGUGGAGAGAGAGAAUGGAGAGACUGGAAGAGGCCAUGACUGCCUCUGUGCUGUACCAGGAUGCUCUUCAGGGCAUGUUUGACUACUUGGACAAUGCUGUCAUCAAACUGUGUGACAUGCCAGCUGUAGGGACAGACCUCAGCACUGUUAAACAACAGAUCGAGGAGCUCAAGCAAUAUAAAGUGGAAGUUUACCAGGAACAGAUUGACAUGGAGAAGCUUUGCCACCAAGGAGAGCUGCUGCUCAAAAAAGUGAGCGACCAAACAGACCGAGACAUGAUUCAGGAGCCUCUCACUGAGCUACGCCACCUGUGGGAUAACUUGGUGGACAAAAUCACAAUCAGACAGCACAAACUGGAGGGUGCACUGUUGGCUCUAGGUCAGUUCCAGCAUGCUCUCUCUGAGCUGCAGUCUUGGCUCAGUCACACUCACGCCACACUGGACACCCAGCGACCCAUCAGCUCUGACCCCAAGGCCAUCGAAAUUGAGCUGGCUAAGCAUCAUGUUUUAAGAAACGACGUGCUGUCCCAUCGGGCUACAGUGGAGACAGUGAACAGUGCAGGCUCUGAGCUUCUGGAGUCCAGUCCUGGAGAUGAAAUCAACCACCUGAGAGACCAGCUGGAUGAGCUCAACCGCAGCUGGAAGAACCUUCUGCUGAAGACUGAUGAGAGGCAGAAGCUUUUGGAAGCUGCCCUGCAACAGGCGGAGUGUUUCCAUGGAGAGUUGGAGGAGUUUCUGCUGUGGCUCAGACGCACAGAGAGUCAGCUGUCCGCUGCCAAACCCACAGGUGGCCUGCCUGAGACCGCCAGAGAGCAGCUGCAGCAACACAUGGAGCUCCAGGCUCAGUUGACCCAGAGGACUGAGCAGUACCAUCGGCUACUGGAUCAGGGAGAGUCCAUUCUGCUGGCCAGAGGAGGGGAGGAUGCAGGACCUGGUACCACCCAGACCCAGCAAAACCUGGCCAUGCUACAGAACAAGUGGGCCAGUCUCAAUACCAAAAUGGAUGACAGAAGGGAUAAACUGGAGGAAGCCGUCUCGUUGGCAACAGGAUUCCAGACCUCCCUGCAGGACACCGUAAACUGGCUGACACAGGCAGAGCAGACUCUCAACAUGGCUCAGCCACCCAGCCUCAUUCUCGACACAGUCCUAUUCCAGAUAGAUGAGCACAAGGUGUUUGUGAAUGAGGUGAACACUCACAGAGAGCAGGUUCUGGCUCUGGAGAAAGCUGGCUCUCAGCUGCGGUUUGCCAGUCUCAAACAGGAUGUGGUUCUCAUCAAGAACCUGCUGCUCAGUGUACAGGCCCGCUGGGACAAACUGGUGCAGAGAUCACUAGACCGAGGACGUCACCUGGAUGAGGCCCGCAAGAGAGCCAAACAGUUUCAUGAGGCCUGGAGGAAACUGACAGACUGGUUAGAGGAAGCAGAGAGCAGGCUGGACUCUGAGCUGGAAAUCUCUAAUGAGCCUGACAAGAUUAAAAUCCAGCUGGCCAAACAUAAGGAGUUCCAGAAGUCUCUUGGCUCCAAGCAGCCAGUGUAUGACACCACAGUGCGCUCUGGGAAGGCCAUGAGAGACAAGGCAACACUGCCAGCAGACACACAAAAACUGGACAACUUGUUGGGCGAGGUCCGUGACAAAUGGGACACAGUUUGUGGAAAGAGCGUGGAGAGACAACACAAGUUGGAGGAAGCCCUCUUGUUCUCAGGUCAGUUUGCUGAGGCUCUCCAGGCACUUGUUGACUGGCUAUAUCGUGUGGAACCUCAGCUUGCAGAGGACCAGCCUGUCCAUGGAGAUCUGGAUCUUGUUUCCAACCUAAUGGACUCCCAUAAGGUCUUCCAGAAAGAGCUGGGAAAAAGGACCAGUAGUGUACAGGCUCUGAAGCGGUCUGCCCGAGAGCUGAUGGAGACGGGCCGGGACGACACCGCCUGGGUCAAAGUUCAACUGCAGGAGCUUAGCAACCGCUGGGAAACAGUCUGUGCCCUGUCUGUUUCAAAACAGACUCGCCUCCAGCAGGCCCUCAAACAGGCAGAGGAGUUCCGCACAGCUGUUCAGAUGUUGCUGGAGUGGCUUUCGGAGGCAGAGCAAACAUUGCGCUUCCGGGGCGUCCUGCCAGAGGAGGUAGAGACUCUGCAGGCACUACUGCACACGCACCGGGAUUUCAUGCAGACAGUGGAGGAGAAGAGAGUGGAUGUCAAUAAAGCUGCUGGCAUGGGUGAAGCCAUCCUAGCUGUGUGCCACCCAGACUGCAUCACAACCAUCAAACACUGGAUCACCAUCAUCAGAGCUCGUUUUGAAGAGGUGCUGACAUGGACCAAACAGCACGAGCAGCGCUUGGAGACGGCUCUGACUGAAUUGCUCAACAAUGCUGCACUACUGGAGGAGCUGUUGUCAUGGCUACAGUGGGCGGAGACCACACUGGUGCAGCGUGAUACUGAACCACUCCCCCAGGACAUUCCUCAACUGAAGACACUAAUUACAGAGCAUCAGGUGUUUAUGGAAGAAAUGACGCGAAAACAGCCUGAUGUUGACAAAGUGACAAAGACAUACAAGAGGAAACCAGCAGAACAUUCCAGCAGCCUGUCAGACAGGAGAGGGGCCCGAAAACACCAGCAGCAGCAGCAACAACAGCACUCAGUACAGGUAACCGGUGGUAACCCUCGCCUCACCCAGCUCUGCUCCCACUGGCAACAAGUGUGGCUGCUCGCCCUCGAUCGCCAGCGCAAGCUGAAUGAUGCUCUCGACAGACUAGAGGAGCUUAAAGAGUUUGCCAACUUUGACUUUGAUGUGUGGAGGAAGAAAUACAUGCGCUGGAUGAACCACAAGAAGUCUCGAGUCAUGGACUUCUUCCGACGCAUCGACAAGGACCAGGAUGGAAAGAUCACUCGCCAAGAGUUUAUCGAUGGCAUCUUGGCAUCAAAGUUCCCAACCAGCAAGCUGGAGAUGACAGCUGUUGCUGAUAUCUUUGACCGUGAUUGUGAUGGCUACAUCGACUACUAUGAAUUUGUGGCUGCUUUGCACCCUAACAAAGAUGCUUACAGACCCACAACAGACGCUGAUAAGAUCGAAGAUGAGGUCACCAGACAAGUGGCCCAGUGUAAGUGUGCCAAGAGGUUUCAGGUUGAGCAGAUUGGAGAGAACAAGUACAGGUUCUUCCUUGGGAAUCAGUUCGGAGACUCACAGCAGCUGCGUCUUGUACGAAUCCUGCGCAGUACAGUCAUGGUUCGAGUUGGAGGAGGGUGGAUGGCGCUGGAUGAAUUCCUGGUGAAGAACGACCCUUGUCGAGUGCAACAUCCAGGACUUAAAAUCUUCCGUUCUGACUCCAGCAGCUCCAUAUCAUCUCGCAUAGCUCGUGGACGUACCAACCUGGAGCUUCGAGAAAAGUUCAUUCUUCCAGAGGGAGCUACGCAGGGUCUGGCGGCCUUCCGGUCCCGGGGGCGGCGAUCCAAACCUUCGUCACGCACUGCCUCGCCCACCCGUUCAUCUUCAUCUGCAUCGCACAGCGCCCACAGCUGCGCCUCUCUACCCUCCGCACCCGCAACGCCCACAGCCUCCUCAAGGUCCUUCCAAUCCCAAUCUCAAGGCUAUGCCAAGCCCUGGCUGGCACACAGUAAAACUCCAACACCAACCAAGUGCCAGUCCUGCCCAGAGCACAGCCAGACCCCUGGGCAUGAGGGAGGCUCCACAUCUAAGCUGAAAAGACCAACUUUCCAUUCCAGCCGUGGCUCCUUAACUGGUGAGAACGGUGGAACACCAACCGCUACUAAACCUGGACGCUCCGACACCAAACGCACUCCGUCCUCAACGAGCGGCCCAGCCAGUCGAGCAGGGAGUCGUGCUGGAAGCCGCGCCAGCAGCCGAAGGGGCAGCGACGCUUCAGACACGUCUGAGCUCAUGGAGACACGCUCGGCUUGCUCCGACACCUCAGACACCCCUCGCCGGCCUGGGGCCAAACCCUCUAAAAUCCCCACCAUCUCCAAGAAGGCCCCCAGCCCCAAAACACCAGCGGCCAAGAAAUGAAGUCGCCACCUUAUCAGUCUAUGUGACUGACUCUGAGGUGGUUGUGAUUUAACCAGCAGGAGGAGAACACCAACACCUUCCUCUCUCAGACGGCUAAUGUGCCGCUCCGCCAGCUCAGACGAGACAGGACCAGACUUAACACCUCCAGCGUCUAGCGCAGCCGCACACUACUGCACCACCUAGAUCAAUACCUACCAUAAUGCUGCCUUAUUUGUGUUCUACAUCAUGUCCUUAAUUUGACUGGCAUUGCGUUUUCUUGAAUGUGCGAUGGAGAACAUCCGGUGUGAGCAGACAUAUCUCCACAGACACUCAGGAGGGACGUCAGUUCUGCACCAGGGGUUUUCACUAUUCUUCACUAUGAAUAUGCAACCGCCCGUCACUCUCCAAACCUCAUGCAUGGUUGUCACUUUGGAGAUGUUUGGUUGGACAAACUCGCCCUUUUCACUGGUAUGCAGACCAGUCUCGCCUGGGUGUCUAUGCCACCGCAAACUAGAGGAAAUCAAUUAAAAACAGAGACGUUUUCCUACUGGACACUUGUAUGUUUGUGUGAAUGAAUGUGUGGUAGUUCCUGUCAUAGUAAACUAACGCAGUAACACGGAGAGGAAGUGGAGGAGGAUACAUAUCUCUAGCCUUCCCAAGGUGUGAAGAUUCUUGUGAUGAGAAGACUAGAUCCUUCACGUCACACGUGAUCCAUUUAAAGGAACUCCUAUAGUGCACAGCACACGAGUUUCAUGCGCUCGCACCGACGGUCUUCUCCACUGUGUGUCCACACAGUCUAGUUGUGUCCUUUUGUUACAGACAUCAUGUUACAGAGCUUUUCCACAGGAUGCAAAAAUGAUUACAAUUGUGAAUGUUUGUUUCAAGGUUAAUUUAUAAUCCUGACGUUGUUUCUUUUCUAGAAUAAAGAGCUGUAUUUAUUUGUGAUUGCAGUAUCAUAUCAACUCUUAAGAAUGACUAGUAUUAACACAACAGGAAUCGCUCUUGGUUUUGUUUUUGUACGUCCGCUCCUGACGUAAUGAAGUUCUCUGACUGAUCAUUUCUGAUGUUAUAACUGACCAGGAAGCUUAAUGAUUCCAAUGGUGGCCUUUUUGCCGGCGACUAACUUUAGAUGACGUCAAAAGUGGCUUCCUACUUGUUCUUUCGUGACGGAAGCACCCUAAAUAAUGAAUGAUGGGAGCGGCUCGCGUUGCCCCUGUUAAAAACAGCGCUUUGAAUCUUGUCGUUGACAAGCUGAAGUAUAUGAAUACCUGAAGAAAAGUUAUUUUUAUUUAUUUAUUGUGUCCUUGGGAGGGAGGUGAGGGCUGUGAAAGGAUCCACCUUUUGAUUGUGUUACUCUUUUGACAUGACUGAGAAACAGGGGUGCAAUUGUGUAAAAGUAAAGAAGUUAUGAUUAUAAAUCCUUUUUGUUCUCUUUUGUAUUAAAACAAUGCUUGCAGUAAAA
This is a messenger RNA of Sinocyclocheilus rhinocerous, 26551 nucleotides long. RefSeq names its product microtubule actin crosslinking factor 1a (gene macf1a). The transcript has 104 exons. Gene Ontology annotation, biological process: intermediate filament bundle assembly; wound healing; regulation of focal adhesion assembly. The record is from RefSeq and is a predicted model, not a curated record. Lineage: Eukaryota; Metazoa; Chordata; Actinopteri; Cypriniformes; Cyprinidae. The coding region runs from base 181 to 25110 and encodes 8309 amino acids. Gene Ontology annotation, molecular function: calcium ion binding; microtubule binding; cadherin binding. Gene Ontology annotation, cellular component: membrane; actin cytoskeleton; cytoplasm.